AUGCGUUUGGACGACAUCUUACACGACUCGCCAGAGGGCCAACCAGCUUACGCAGGUAUGAACUGGUUAGAUAAUGUAUUGGAGGAGUCGCCUGAGCUCCAUCAACUUGACCCUGAAACUGCAGCAGACGGCAGCUAUAAUGUCCGGGCCUGCGAUGGCACCAUUUGUCGGUACUUUCCCGUAGGUCCAAAUAAUCCAGUUGCCUACUGGACCAGACCCUCUUCAGUUCAUCAAACCUAUCCUAGAGAUCAAAGCAACCAAUUGGAUGCAGAAGCCCAGCUCAGAGCAGCCCAAGUGUUUAGGCAUAUGUACAUGAAUCCUGGCCAACCCUUUACGACUUCUUCUACAACCCGGACAUCGCCUGCCCAACCCUUUAGAACUUCUACCAACGGGGCCACCCCUAGCCAACCCUUUACGAACUCUACCACUGGGACAACUCCAGGGCAUUGGCUGGAUCAGAUUGCACCAACCCAAGACAAAACAGGACCAUUUUGGAUAUUCGUUCAAAUCAACCUACGAGAUAUUGCCUCAACAUCAACUCGCCUCUCCAAUCCCAUCGACAUUGAUACCGAGCCUAAGAAAGUGGACCGGACCUUCUUGAUUGAGUAUCGUUUCCACCUACCCUGGUCAAAUCCGUCUCCCUCGAAAUCACACAAAAGGAAACCCUCUGGAAUCGAGAUUCCUAAGACAAAACCGAUAAACUCAGUGCCCGGUAAACUUUCAAUUCGUUGGGAUCUUGCCAACUACGAUGUCCCAAAAUUUAAGAAUGCUGUCAUCGACGAAAUCUUUGGCGAGGACAAGGACCUCGCCGCAUUUGUCGAAAAGCGUGAAGCCAACGAAAAGGACCUCACCUGGUAUGGAAUUAUCCUCCAUGAUUCGAGAUUUAAGGCUACCGGGAACCAACAGUUAGAUAAACCAGGCGUGUUCCAGGACUGGCUUACUGCUUGUGUGCCUUUUGAGGAGACUCGAAAGCUGGUCUGUAAAGUUGAGCAAUUGGAUCCCAAAGCAGAGGCUGAUAUACUUGCAACUCACUCGCCUUGCCCUCGAUUAUCAGGUAGCUCCGAUAAGUCAAUCUUCAUUAAUCCUGAACAAGGCGAUCAGUACUUUGUUGUCACCAUGUCCCGCGCCGACCUCUGGGCAAAGGCCAUUAAUGCAACCCCUAACGUUGUUGAUCUGCGCACACCUCCAAAGACCCCUGCGUUUGAUUAUAGAACCGGUUUUCUUGACGAUCACGACCAACCUGCCCAACGAAACUUACCUGCUCCUGAGACUCGUCACCAAUGUUGUUCUCAUAACAGCAGUGGGCCGUCAAUUCACCAUGCAAAUGCAGGUCAAUGCUCGGCCCAUGGGGCAUUGAACCAGCAAUGCCUGGCUGCCCAUGCUAGUCAUGUAUCAAACGCGAUCAAUAUCACCGGGGUCAGUUCGGCUUCGACAAGUGUUCCAAACAACACUCGCAUCAAGUCUUCUCCAGCACCAUCGGAUGACGAGGAUCCCAUUGAUGUCUUCCUCAAGUUUUCUCGGGUCGAUCUCGAUAGUGUGGCCAUUCGUGACGGAUUAGCCAAGUUGGGUAUGACCCACUGGAAGAUGUUCCAAUUGGUUACUUCUGAGGAACUCAUUGCUGCUGGAGUCCCGAUGGGUCCAGCAAGAAUGCUUGCCGAAGCCGUCAAGAGGUACUCCAAACACUUGAAAAAGCAAUCUCGUACGAAUAUUUCACAAAACUGA
Messenger RNA from Puccinia graminis f. sp. tritici CRL 75-36-700-3, 1722 nucleotides. RefSeq lists its product as uncharacterized. The coding region runs from base 1 to 1722 and encodes 573 amino acids. NCBI's taxonomy places the organism in Eukaryota, Fungi, Basidiomycota, Pucciniomycetes, Pucciniales, Pucciniaceae. The transcript has 4 exons. The record is from RefSeq and is a predicted model, not a curated record.